Striga hermonthica is the source of this 750-nucleotide messenger RNA. The record is from the annotation of a GenBank genome assembly. Lineage: Eukaryota; Viridiplantae; Streptophyta; Magnoliopsida; Lamiales; Orobanchaceae.
AUGGCCUUAUCCACACUUUCUCCUCCAUCUCUGGCCACUGUUCCCGCCGCCUCGGCACCCAAGCUCGGACACCCCUCCGUCGCCGCCGUACCACUCCGAACUGACCUCCGGAACGAACGCAUCUCGACUGCCGCCGCCGGCGACUUCGCUCCUCUGCCGGCAGGUCCUCAUAAAUGGAGGACACGCGUCUCCUUCUUUUCUGGUUUACUGACCAACAACAGGGCGAAAAAUCGGGAGACCACAAAAGAAGAGCUUCUCGAAGCCAUUGCUCCCCUCGAUCGUGGUGCCGAAGCCACCCCUGAAGAUCAACAAAUCAUUGACAAGAUAGCUCGGAAGCUGGAAGCUGUUAAUCCAACAAAAGAACCGCUCAAAUCCGAUUUACUCAACGGGAAGUGGGAACUCAUUUACACGACUUCAGAAUCCAUUUUGCAAACAAAGAGACCCAAGUUCUUAAGAUCUCGAGCAAACUUUCAAGCAAUUAACGCCGACACUCUUCGAGCUCAGAAUAUGGAGUCGUGGCCAUUUUUCAAUCAGGUUACUGCAGAUUUAACGCCACUGAGUGCAAAUAAAGUGGCUGUGAAGUUCGAUUACUUCAAGAUUGGUGGUUUGAUACCUGUUAAAGCUCCUGAAAGAGCUCGAGGCGCACUGGAAAUCACUUACUUGGAUGAAGAACUGAGAGUAUCAAGAGGGGACAAAGGCAAUCUCUUCAUCUUGAAAAUGGUUGAUCCCUCCUAUCGGAUCCCUAUUUGA